AUGUCGAGUAAGCUUAUCCAGUCACCAUCAAUGGCGGCAGCUUCACGAGGAACAAACGCAAAGAUGUUACUCUCUUUCACCAAUCUCAAUCGCAAUACGAUGAGUUUUACUGAAAACCCGUUUCGUCUCAGACCUAUGUUCAUCGGAAAAGUCACAGAACAGAGCUCUGCUUCUUCUCCAAAUCAGCAACAAGAAGAAGAAGACGAAACUGAUGAUAUUACAGUUUCUCAGAUUAAAGAAGAUCUCUACGAAGCUCUCAAAGGGAUCAAUAGAGGAAUUUUCGGGGUUAAUUCGGAUAAAAAAACAGAGAUCGAGCAUCUGGUGAAGCUUUUGGAAUGUCGAAAUCCGACACCGGAGCCGACCGGAGAGUUAGAUAAGAUCGGAGGUUGUUGGAAACUGAUUUACAGUACAAUCACUGUGUUGGGUUCUAAGAGAACCAAAUUGGGUCUUCGAACUUUCGUCUCUCUCGGUGAUCUUCUUCAACAAAUCGACAUUGCUCAGGGCAAAAUGGUCCAUGUGUUGAAAUUUGAUGUCCGGGGACUGAAUUUACACGACGGCGAGUUUAGAAUCGUCGCUUCUUUCAAGAUCACAUCAAAAUCGAGUGUUGAGAUAACUUAUGAAAGCUCAACGAUCGUACCAGACCAGUUGAUGAACAUUUUCAGGAAGAACUUGAAUCUUCUUUUAGGUAUCUUCAACCCCGAAGGACAAUUCGAGAUGUCAUAUUUAGACGAAGAUUUACAAGUAGGAAGAGAUGGGAAAGGGAAUGUAUUUGUAUUGGAGAGAACAGAGAAACCUUAA
Arabis nemorensis is the source of this 798-nucleotide messenger RNA. The record is from the annotation of a GenBank genome assembly. NCBI's taxonomy places the organism in Eukaryota, Viridiplantae, Streptophyta, Magnoliopsida, Brassicales, Brassicaceae.